CUUGAUUUAGGAAUUGUCAAAUUUGUCAGUUGGGCGAGGAAUGAGGUUACUUUUGUGACCUACUAAAUUUUCCUCGAUUCAAAAAUAUUGUAAUUCAUACCCUCGCGUCAAUUGUAAAUGAAUUUUUACAGAAUAUAAACAUUACUUUCAUUUAGUGGACAUGGCUUCGUUUUCUAGAUUCCAUAAAAUAGCGCUUCUAAGUUUAGGUGCCGUCGGUGGCGGAUUGGCUUACUACCAUAUAAACAGUGGCAAACAUGAGAAAAAAUACGGCGCAUACAAUUCGUGGACAGUGAAUUACACGCCCAGUGUAGUGUGGGAUAGGAAUUGGGACCACCGAGAACCAGAAUCAAUAGUGAGACCAAAACGAUCAGACACACCAGAGGAAGAUAACAAAUAUAAUGAAAAAUUAGAAAAAGCCAAGAGCAAAGCGGUCAGGCAUUUGUUUUUAAUAAGACAUGGACAAUAUAAUGUUGAUGGAGGUACAGACAAGGAGAGGGUGUUAACGGAAUUAGGCAGACUACAGGCAGACAUGACUGGUCAGAGAUUAGCCUGUCUCGACAUCAAAUGGGAUUUACUAGUUCGGUCCACAAUGACAAGGGCUCAAGAGACAGCUGUCAUAAUCGCCAAGCAUUUGGACAAAGACAUCCCAGUUAAAGACUGCCAGUUAAUAGAGGAGGGCGCUCCGAUACCACCAGAACCUCCAGUGGGGCACUGGAGACCUGAACCGAAACAGUUCUUCCAGGAUAGUGCGCGGAUUGAGGCCGCUUUCAGACGGUAUUUCCACCGCGCGCCGCCGGAGCAGACCAAGGAUUCGUACACGCUUCUCGUCUGUCACGCUAAUGUUAUACGAUUUUUCGUGUGCAAGGCCCUCCAGUUCCCACCUGAAGGUUGGCUUCGGAUAUCACUAAAUCACGCGUCGAUCACCUGGUUAUCGAUAAUGCCAAACGGCAAUGUGGUGCUGCGGUCUCUCAGCGACACAGGACAUAUGGAGCCAAAGUAUAUCACCAGCCGGUAAAAGAAGGUGCAUUAUUAGUAGUCAGUGUUAUUGUAGUUUGGAUGGGGUAGACUAGAAUCACGUUGUAGUCAAUGAUAAAUCAAAAAGUAUAGAUAUGCCAUAACCUAAUAAAUCAAACUAAAAUAUUUUCGUACGCAUACAUACAAAUUCUUGACAUGAUGUGUCAUAGGAAAGCUAGCAUUUGUUAUUUACGUGUAGUGUAUGCAAUCGUUCCAAUUGGGACAAUUUUGAGUCAUAAAUUGCGUAUUCUAAUGGCAUAUCUAGCUUUUUAUUAUGUAAUAUGAUUGGUAGCUACAUUUGGAAAUUUGUGGUGCUUCUGGUGCGCGUAUUUGGGUUUGAAGAGAUAAAUUGCUCUUUUUAUUCGAGAAUACUGCAAUGAACAUAGUUCCGACGUGAGGUAUAUAUUGCUGUAGAUAAGAAACUACAAGGAAAUUAUGUUUCUACUUUUAAAUUUAAUGUAAUUGGUUUAUGCUGGAAUUAACCCAAUUUGAUUGUUUUUUUAAAUAACAAUAUAGACAAUAAAAUAAACGUAUUGCAAUGCGAUAUCGGUCUAGACUAAGAAGCAAUGAAAAAUACGUAGCUAGGGAUUGCAAUCCGGCCUCAAUUUCAAGCCGACCGAAUUUACAUCUGUAUGGCUGGAUCCGAUGGCCUUACUGUUUGCCAAAUAUUAUCGGAUUCGAAGAUUUUAUUAUAUGUAUAGAAAAUAAUAUAAUAAAGGCCGAUCAAGUAAAAUUUUUGGAAUAAUUAUUUAGCAAUGAUGUGAUUGCAUCCAGCACAAGCACGAAGUACGGUAGCGUGUAAGUCAGUAAUAAACAAUUUAUAUUGUUAUAACAUAUAGCUGUUAACAAAGGGCCUAACUAGUACCCUAAAGAAUAUAAUAGUAGUAUAUCAUGAAAUUUGUUUGUUUCUUUAACACAGACGAGCAAGGGUUAAUGUUGCGCACCUUAAAUACCUGUUAACUGGAAAAGCAUAUUUUAAGCCAGCACGUACUUACGCAUACAAAUAUGUAUUUACCAAAAUAUUACUUCCCUAAAAUGUUUUGGCCCUUAAGAAAAAUUACAACAUGCCUUUUUGGCAACAACGAACGAAUAAACGAAUUACCUUUUUAGUUUUGUUGGUGAAUGAUUCCUUCCCUCUACAGAUAUACUUCAAAUUCUUUAAUAUAAGAUUCUUAUCGAGUUGUCCCUCCUUUAUAUUUUUAUAUUCUUAUUACUUCGUCAAGAUGACCCUAUAUAUUUUUUUUCAAUGACUAUUCGGUGGACGUCUAAGGUCGCCAGAUACGGCGAAAUACUGGGACCGUAACCAAGAUACCUUUCUACAAUUAUUAACGCUAACCGGAAUCCGCAUAAAGUAAUCUAGACAUUUUGUUACCAAAUAAACCAAGGUGUCAUAUUCACUGAAAUAUAACAUAGAAUAAUGCUGUAGGAAGAUGUCGAUAUAUGUAAAACAAUGUAAAAUGUGUACUCUCGUUAUUUGAUUGGGCUAUAAAAGUAUUGCUUACAUAAGAAAAAGAUGGUGAUAUUGUCAUUUACGAAGUUUUACAACUUGUUUUAGUGGGAAUUGUGACUGUCGUAUUAACUCCAAAUAAAAAUUUAAGGCUGCCUUGGUACUUACUGGUUAUGUUAGUGUUAGAAUGUGCCAGCCAAUCAGGAAAUUUACGACAUAUUAAUUUUAUGUCCUUUUCAAUAGCCCAUUCCCCCUUAUGUAUGCAUGUAUUGCAAAUUUCCAAAUCGGAUAGCUGAAACAGUUCUAAUUGAUCCGUAAACUUUCCUUAGAUCAGCUAAAUAUAACAAUGUCUGCAGGAAUUACGAUCCUGUAAGUGAUUACUCGGUGACGAAAAGGUGCAAUUGAAGAAGGAUAAUACAAUUCGCUCUUAAGCUAUGUUCAAGACCGCUUUUUUUUACUUUUUAAUAUUAAUCUAUUGUAUUUAAAAGCAAAUAUAUAGACGAUCGUUUCACAACAAAUAUAAUUGCGAAUAAAAAUGUUUUUAGAAUUAACAAUAAAUUGGGGUAAAUUAUAGAACAAUCCAGAAUAACGUAUUGUCUUUAUACAGGCGACACUACUACUAUUGUCUUUAUGUAGCGCUAAUUAUAUGUUUUGUGUGAUCGAUGGUAUGUAUAUUAGUAAAUAAAUAAAUAAUUUAUACUUUAUGUAUCUACCCCAAUAGAGCCGAACAUUUUUUUUACUCUCGGAUACUAUAUACAAUUUAUUGUUUAAUUUUCCACUAGUCCGUUCAUUUAAAACUUGGGGCUUUCUGUAUUUAGCCUGCUUUUAAAUACCAAUAUUCAUCAUAGUACAAAUGUACACCAAAAUGUUUAAGAUGCCAUAAAUAUGUAUCAACCAUUAACCAUACCGAGCUACCCCUAGCAAUUGCAAAUUUAGUUCAAUUAUUCCCUUCUGAGACUUGUUUUAUAUUUUUGAUUUCCUUCGAUAUAGAAGUAUCGGAUAGCCAAUAACCGAAGUUCGUUCCUUCUCAUCCAACGCUCAAAAGAUUCCCUAUUCUACCCCAACACUAGUUAUUACGAAAUAAGUCUUCAAACCACAUAUAUUACAAUGUGUUUUUAUGUUUAAGUUUUUGGAAGAUUGUCUUGUGUAGUACUGUUAUUGACUACCAGUGUAGUAUCAUAUAUUUUUAUAAGUAAAAUAAAAACAUAGUCAAUUAUAAUGUAUCUUCAAUUGAUAACCUCUUUUUGCUACUAUGUGUUCCUAUGAGUAUUUUCUAUAUCAAUUAUAUGAAGGAUAAAAUAAGGAAAUAACUAAGUAUCUGUACUUAAAUGUGCAGCUUUCAUUUGUCUAUACAAAGUGCUCAGUAAAGUGGUGGAAAUGACAAUUUAUUAUCACCUUGACUAGUAGGUAUCCUUUUUUGUUUUAUGAAUAAUUUGAACUCAAUUAAAUUUUCAAAUAUAAAGUCAAACUAGCAAGUACGUCGCUUGAUUGUAAGAAACGCCUACGAAUCACUCACAAAAAAGAUAUCGUAUAUAGGUAAUAAGUUUCAGAUUCUGGUGAUUUCACCGAGAACAUAGUAUGCACCAGCUAUAAGGCAGAAAUGUAUGAUACGACAAAAAAGUAACGAUUAACGAUUAUACAGUACGUACGACAGUUCUUUGAUUACUUGCCAAAUAAUUAUUGCAGUUUGCACCAGUUUAUUUGGGACCCAUCAGUAAUAGUUAGCUACCGGUAUUUAUUUAUAUCUUGCCGUAGUAAUUUUUAUAUUUUAUUAUAAUCAAAUAUUGAAAUAACUGCAUUUCGUAUAUUAAGUUGGGUUUAAAUAAAAUUCGCUAAUGUAAGUGCCAUUACCUGAAAUAUUGUACCUCUUUAAAUUCAUGUUGUAAAUCGUAUUCCUAUAGACUUAAACCUUUGUCAUCUAUAAAUACUAUAAUUACAUUAUUAUGUCCAUUAUUGAUACAGUGCAUACAAUAUAUCCCCAUUGAUUCGUCAAAUUGCAUCUCAAUGUCUUAAGUCGGUGUAUAUUCAGCCUAAUGGAGUUUUAUUAUAACUAACCAAUGAAAGAACAUGAAUAUAAUUUUAUUGAGUUAAAACAUUUCCGAAUUGAGAAUGAGUAGUUACUUUUAUACAAUAAAAUCGCAUUUGUAUUUGUUUAUAUUUAAGAAUUUGUUUAGUAAUUACUAAUUAUAUUGUAAUGUUGAAAUAAGAAUAAUAGGCCUGCCUAGAUUCUCUAGAUACGUACAGUUACCCCAUGAUGCAUUUUAAAUUACUUGUAACGAACAGUGUUGCUUAUUGUACAUUUCGACAUGUAAAAAUGUGUAUUGUAAAUAUUUUGAUAUGUUAAUAAAUAUCGAAUACUUUUA
This is a messenger RNA of Manduca sexta (tobacco hornworm), 4824 nucleotides long. RefSeq names its product serine/threonine-protein phosphatase Pgam5, mitochondrial (gene Pgam5). Gene Ontology annotation, biological process: positive regulation of mitochondrial fission. Lineage: Eukaryota; Metazoa; Arthropoda; Insecta; Lepidoptera; Sphingidae. The transcript has 5 exons. The record is from RefSeq and is a predicted model, not a curated record. Gene Ontology annotation, cellular component: mitochondrion. Bases 161 to 1015 code for a protein of 284 amino acids.